UCUCUUCGUAUCCUCAUAAGCUUCUCUUCGUUGGUAGGAUAAGAAAGGAAGGGUUCCUUCCCCUCCCUGAAUGCUUCAAAGGCAAUAAUCUUUCCUUCUUCUUCUUCGAAGAAGAGGAGUCUUCUAGGGGAGGUCAUAGAGAGAGAAAUUACAGAGGAACAGGGAGACUUCAUGGCCAUGGACGCCUCUGCUACCAAUGAUGGCGUUGCUGGGCUCAAAGAUAAGGAGUCAAUGGUGGACCCCUUCUUGGUUGAGGCUCUCCAGAACCCUCGUCACCGUCUCACCAUUUUGAGAAUGGAACUCGAUAUCCAGAAGUUUUUGAGCAGUCCUGAUCAGCAGCAAUUUGAGUUCCAACAUUUUCCUACUUCCUACCUUCGACUCGCUGCACAUCGUGUUGCUCAACACUAUGGCCUUCAAACUAUGGUUCAGGAUAUUGGCUUAGACGGUCAGGGAAAUAGAAUUUUGGUGAGGAAAACAGGAGAAAGCAGACACCCUGCUGUGUCUUUAUCUGAAAUACCUGCAAAUCAGCCAGAAAAUGAUAAACCUGAGAAGAUUAAAAUUGUCAUCAGGCCGAGGCCGAACAGAGGAUCUGUAAAUGGAGGUAAUGAUGUUGGUAUCAGACGAAAUCCUGUGAGAAGUGUAGAGGAGAGGAAGGAGGAGUAUGACAGGGCACGGGCUCGCAUCUUUUGUAGCCCUAGCAGUCCUGACUCAGAUGAUACAUUUUCUCAGGUCCCAAUGGAAAAUAUUUGUUUGAGCAGGGAUGAGACCGAAGGUUUCAGGAAUUCUAUGAUCAACCAAGAAAAUAAAACUGAAAUCAGGGAUGCUGGCACUUCAUCUCGAGUUGCCAUUUUCAGAGAUAGGGAAAAGGAUCGUACCGACCCAGAUUAUGAUCGUAGUUAUGAGAGGUAUGUUAGGAACCUUCCAUCCAAUCAAAAUUAUAACUUGGUGCCUUUCAAUAUGCAAAAGGUACAACACCCAUUUGUGCAGUACGAUACUGGUUUUUCUCAGUUAGGUCAGAUGCAGAGGACGCUCAGCUACAGGCCUCCAACGAGCCUGGCUAUGGGCCCUUUUUCUGCCAUGGGAUUGAAUCAGACAUCUAGAGAUGCUACAUACAUGCAGUGGCCAAGUGCUGCUAUGAUGUAUGCACAUUCGUAUGAGCCAUUUAGACAUGCUGUUUUCCAGGCUCCGCUCUGUCAGCAGCCACUGAGCUUUGAUUAUUCACAGAAUCAUUAAGUGCCAAUUAUGUGGGGAUCUGGAUUACACUACCGAUUCAUUUGUAGACCGUUAUACUUUAGGCCGCUUUGCUAUUAGGUUUUAUUGUUUGAGACUGUUAUGGACCUCUGUUACAGUUCUAGUUUGUUUCUUCUUCUU
Juglans microcarpa x Juglans regia is the source of this 1371-nucleotide messenger RNA. Its product is annotated as R3H domain-containing protein 1-like. Gene Ontology annotation, molecular function: nucleic acid binding. The record is from RefSeq and is a predicted model, not a curated record. The coding region runs from base 172 to 1233 and encodes 353 amino acids. The transcript has 4 exons. NCBI's taxonomy places the organism in Eukaryota, Viridiplantae, Streptophyta, Magnoliopsida, Fagales, Juglandaceae.